GACAGUGCUGCUAUCGAGUGUGCGACCGCGGAGGAUGCUCGGCGAAACCAGUUGCCUCAAUAACAGAAAGUGUCAUCGAUCAUACCAACAGAGAGAGAGAGCUGUCAUCAUUGAUCUAGAUUACCGCGAUCGCGAAAAUAAAAGUAGAAAAAAGGGGGAAAUACAAUCGCUUCGACAAUCACUGUGCUCCCAAUUGCUUUCAGUCCACGAAGAUUGCUCCGACCUAGCGUCCCGAGAGACACACGCGCAAUUACACGCCUAUUUACUCUGUUAUGUAUACAUUGUCGAAAUCUGUCAGCUUCGGAUCUUAUCAGGCGUCACCGUGCACGAAUUAUACCCAUCUCGAAGCUCGUAGACGAUCCAACGAAACCAGCAUCUCUUGUUCUUUCUCAACGGAAUCGUAGUUAAUUCGUUGCCCGAGUGGCUAGCGAGUGGGUGAUUCGUGAAAUGGGCCACGAGAAAUUUGAGUUCGCUAUAGAUCGCGGCGGUACGUUUACCGACGUAUACGCCAGAUGUCCAGGCGGCAAGAUUCGAGUGAUGAAAUUGCUCUCCGUGGACCCUGCCAAUUACGAGGACGCGCCACGCGAAGGAAUUCGCAGAAUUCUCGAACAGGAAACCGGGAAGAAAAUCGACGGAGAAAUAGAUGGCUCGCUGAUAUCGUGGAUUCGAAUGGGCACGACGGUGGCCACGAACGCUCUGUUGGAAAGGAAAGGCGCGAGAAUGGCGCUCUUGAUCAACGAGGGUUUCAAGGAUCUCCUAUACAUCGGGAAUCAAGCACGGCCCAACAUAUUCGACUUGCAAGUAGUCACCCCGGAAGUAUUGUACGAGAAGGUAAUCGAAGUUAAAUGCAGAGUGAUACCUGCCUUGCCUGGCAAAUGCAAUUUGGACGAUAGGAAAUGGCGCAGGACGAAGGGAUCUACGGGCGAGGAUCUUUUCGUCACUCGAGAACUCGACGAGGAGCAACUGAAGUUAGAUCUGGAAGAAUCGAGGAUAUCAGGGAUCGAUAGCUUAGCCGUGGUCCUCGCGCACAGUUACACAUUUGCCGAACACGAGAAGAGAGUAGGAGAAUUGGCAAAGCUCGCUGGCUUCCCGCAAGUGUCUCUUUCCCACGAAGUUAUGCCCAUGGCGAGGAUAGUCCCCAGAGGAUUCACAGCCUGCGCCGAUGCGUAUCUAACUCCGCACAUUAAGCAAUACUUGCAGGGAUUCUCCUCUGGCUUCAAAGAUAAAUUGAAAGGCGUGAACGUGCUGUUCAUGCAGAGCGACGGCGGAUUGACUCCGAUGGACUCAUUCAAUGGGUCACGAGCCAUCCUGUCUGGCCCUGCAGGCGGGGUCGUCGGUUACGCGAUGACUACUUAUGGCAAGGAGACCGAUCUACCGGUGAUUGGAUUCGACAUGGGUGGUACGUCGACCGACGUGAGUCGUUACGGUGGCAGCUAUGAGCACGUUUACGAGAGCACCACCGCAGGGGUCACGAUUCAAGCUGCACAGUUGGACGUGAACACAGUUGCGGCAGGAGGUGGGUCGAUGCUUUUCUUCAGGUCGGGGCUCUUCGAGGUCGGGCCUGAGAGCGCUGGAGCCCAUCCUGGUCCAGCGUGCUACAAGAAGAACGGUCCUCUGGCUGUCACCGACGCGAAUCUUGCUUUGGGAAGACUUUUGCCGGAAUACUUCCCGAAAAUAUUCGGCCCGAACGAGAACGAACCCCUGGACAGGUCUCGGACAAUGGAAGCUUUCCGAAUACUGACAAACGAAAUAAACGAAUUUUUAACGAAACAGGAACAUGGGGGGAAGAUGACCGUUGAAGAAGUGGCUAUGGGGUUCGUCAGGGUGGCCAAUGAAACUAUGUGUCGACCGAUACGAGCCCUGACGCAGGCAAAAGGUUACGACACAUCUCGCCAUGUUCUGGCGUGUUUCGGAGGUGCUGGGGGGCAGCACGCGUGCGCCAUUGCGCGUUCCUUAGGAAUGGGAACGGUGUUUGUUCAUAAAUAUGCUGGAAUUCUGUCUGCCUACGGAAUGGCUCUAGCCGACGUCGUGGAAGAAGCUCAAGAACCCAGCGCGGAAAUUUACGAACGAGAAUCAUACGCGCGUUUGGACGAACGCCUGGAAGCCUUGGAAAGGAAAGUCCGAGGAAGAUUAGCUGCCCAAGGAUUCCCAGAUUCUCACAUACGAACAGAACCCUUCCUACACCUGCGCUACCAAGGAACAGAUUGCGCCUUAAUGUGUACUCCCAGGCGAAACGAAAACGAGGGCCCGAAACACGGAGACUUUCUUACUACGUUCCUGGAAAGGUAUCAGACAGAAUUCGGGUUCACUAUGCCCAACCGAAGGAUCCUGGUAAGCGAUAUAAGGGUAAGGGGCGCGGGGAAGACAGACAUCGAGGAGGAUCCGAUUCUAGCAACCUCCAACGCAGCGACGAGACCAGAAAAGACAACCAUGGUGUAUUUCGAGAACGGCUAUCUGGAGACCAAAGUGUACCAAUUGCGUUCUCUAUCACCUAGCUACGUGAUUCACGGGCCAGCCAUUAUUAUGGACAGCCUGAGUACCCUUCUGAUCGAGCCCGAUUGCACCGCAUCGAUCACGUCUCGCGGCGACGUGAAGAUAACCAUCGGCCAAGGGCUGAGGACCGAGGUCACGACCGAAUUGGAUACCAUUCAAUUGAGCAUCUUCUCCCAUCGUUUCAUGAGUAUCGCCGAACAAAUGGGCAGGAUUCUUCAGCGCACCGCCAUCUCCACGAACAUCAAGGAGCGUCUGGACUUCUCCUGUGCGGUUUUCGGGCCGGAUGGUGGGCUGGUUUCCAAUGCUCCGCAUAUACCUGUGCACCUGGGUGCCAUGCAGGAGACCGUUCAGUUUCAGAUGAGAGCCUUCAAGGGCGAGUUCUCCAGAGGCGACGUGAUCCUCGCGAACCAUCCUUGCGCUGGAGGAUCGCAUCUUCCCGAUCUCACUGUCAUCACUCCUGUCUUCUACAGAGACGUGGAGAAACCUGUGUUCUUCGUGGCCAGCAGAGGACACCACGCGGAUAUCGGAGGCAUCACGCCAGGUUCCAUGCCACCACAUUCGACUUCCUUGCUCCAGGAAGGAGCGACUUUUAAGAGCUUCCUGUUGGUACACAGAGGCGUGUUCAGGGAGAAGGAACUGACGGAAGCGUUGAUGGAACCGGGAAAAAUCCCAGGAAGUUCCGGAACCAGAAAUCUGUCCGACAACCUGAGCGAUCUUAAGGCUCAGAUCGCAGCUAAUCACAAAGGAUCACUGUUGGUGAACGAAUUGAUCGAUAUAUACGGCCUCGACGUGGUGCAAGCUUACAUGGGUCACAUUCAGCAUAACGCUGAAGUCGCUGUGAGAGAUAUGCUGAAAUCCGUUGGCAAGAAGCUUCUUAAAGAGACUAGGAACACCGUAGCAACCGCGGUGGAUUAUCUGGACGAUGGAAGCCCUAUCAAGUUCCUUCUGAACAUUGACAUAGACAGGGGCGAAGCAGUCUGCGACUUCACUGGCACUGGAUACGAAGUGUGGGGCAACUGUAACGCACCUAGGGCUAUCACUCUGUCUGCGUUAAUUUAUUGCUUGAGGUGUAUAGUGGGCAGAGAUGUCCCUUUAAAUCAGGGUUGCUUGAAGCCGGUGAAGAUAAUUAUUCCGAAAGGAUCUCUUUUGGAUCCAUCAGAGGAGGCAGCUGUGGUCGGAGGGAACGUGCUCACGUCGCAACGCGUGGUCGACGUAGUCCUACAAGCCUUUGGGGCCUGUGCAGCGUCCCAAGGUUGCAUGAACAACGUGACACUGGGUACCGAAGAAUGGGGCUAUUACGAAACUGUCGCUGGCGGCAGUGGCGCCGGCCCAACGUGGAACGGCAGAGGAGGGGUACACACGCAUAUGACAAAUACAAGGAUCACCGACCCUGAGAUACUAGAACUGCGUUAUCCAGUUAUUCUCGAUAAGUUUUCUCUGCGACCCGGAAGUGGGGGAGCUGGUGCUCACCAUGGCGGUGAUGGCGUCGUUCGUGAAAUGACGUUCAGAGCACCUAUGAUGCUGUCCGUAUUGACGGAGAGGAGGGUACACAGUCCACCAGGACUAGCAGGGGGGCAGUCGGGCCAGAAAGGAAGGAACACGUUGCAAAGAGCAGAUGGCAGGAGGAUCAAUCUGGGUCCGAAAACCGCGGUGCCAGUGCGCACAGGGGACAAGUUUAUCCUGGAGACACCUGGAGGCGGUGGCUACGGUCCACCCGGGGAGGAAGCAACGUCGAUCGAAAGAAGACCUCGAGGAUUCGUGGAACGCGGCAGCGUGUACGAGUACAGGAAGGCGCAGGAAUCGGUAUAAUGGACACUCGCGAGAACCGUUUAACGACAAUAAUUAUCGGAACAAUCGCUGAAUGCGCACAAUAUUGCUAUCUUUGUAACCAUAUGGAUCAAGAAGAAUAAAUGCGA
Molecule: messenger RNA, 4409 nt
Organism: Eufriesea mexicana
Lineage: Eukaryota; Metazoa; Arthropoda; Insecta; Hymenoptera; Apidae
Product: 5-oxoprolinase
Exons: 21
Coding region: 448-4302 (1284 amino acids)
Biological process (GO): glutathione metabolic process
Cellular component (GO): cytosol
Molecular function (GO): 5-oxoprolinase (ATP-hydrolyzing) activity
Source: RefSeq, a predicted model, not a curated record